This is a messenger RNA of Nelumbo nucifera (sacred lotus), 819 nucleotides long. Its product is annotated as superoxide dismutase [Cu-Zn] 2. Gene Ontology annotation, biological process: superoxide metabolic process. Gene Ontology annotation, molecular function: copper ion binding. The record is from RefSeq and is a predicted model, not a curated record. NCBI's taxonomy places the organism in Eukaryota, Viridiplantae, Streptophyta, Magnoliopsida, Proteales, Nelumbonaceae.
AGCUGUGGCAGCUGGAAGAGUUUUCUGUGUCGCUGCCUUUACUGUAUUUCAUCACAGGAGCGGACGAUCGAAGCCUACUCUUUCUCUGUCUCUUUCUAGGGGGUGUUCUGAGAUCACAUAGAACGAUGGUGAAAGCUGUUGCCGUUCUUAACAGCAGGGAGGGUGUCAGUGGCACCAUUUACUUUACCGAGGAAGAAGAUGGAUCAACUAAAGUAACAGGAAGUGUCUCAGGUCUUAAACCCGGGCUUCAUGGUUUCCAUGUCCAUGCCCUUGGUGACACCACAAAUGGUUGUAUGUCAACAGGACCACAUUUUAAUCCUCAAAGCAAAGAGCAUGGUGCUCCUGAGGAUGAAAACCGUCAUGCUGGUGACCUUGGGAAUGUCACUGUUGGUGAGGAUGGUACUGUUAACAUCACCAUUGUUGACAAGCAGAUUCCUCUUACUGGACCCUAUUCAAUUAUUGGAAGGGCUGUCGUGGUACAUGCUGAUCCUGAUGAUCUUGGGAAGGGAGGACAUGAACUUAGCAAAAGCACCGGGAAUGCUGGAGGCAGAGUAGCUUGUGGUAUUAUUGGCCUGCAGGGUUAAUCUGCCACCUCUUACUGCUGUUCCAUGAAAAAUUCUCUCAGGGUUUCUACGAAAAAAGACAGGUGUUCCUUUGGAAUAAAAGGAUAGGCAUGUUGCUAAAACCAUGAUAAUAUUAUCACUUGUGUUUCUGUGCAACGUGUAGUUCGUACUCUUUUUUGUUAGAGCGCAGAUACUAGUAGUCACUUCAUCCACUUGUUAUUUUUAUUCAGUACAUGAAACUACCAAAUCUUGCACU